UUGACGGCGCGCCGUCCGAAUUCCGCGAGGCAGAGGUUGAACUCUCGCUCUUUUCGAAUGAUAUCGCGAUCUCGCGACUUUUCGUGUAUCGGUCGAGGAACGUUCGAUCGAAUGGCGACGGAUUAAGAUAAAGGCCGCUGUCGGUCGUGUGCGACGGAGUCGGUGACGGACACGCGUGCGAUGCGCUGCACAGCGGUUAUUAACAUGUGAGAGGAAGAGAGAAAGAGAGAGAGAGAGAGAGAGAUCCGUCCAACAAUUCUAUCGAUCCUUUAUACAUGAUCGACGUAUAUAUAUAUAUAGAUUUCUUUUAUACAUCGUUCGCCUAAUAAAGAUCGAAAUUCAAUAAUCGCGGUAUACUCGAGUUCCGGAUUAUUUUUCCGGAGAGAAAGACGCAGCUACAACUGACAACUCGAUUUCCGGUCUCAAAGUUGCGGAGUAAAAAGAGCAAAAAAGGGGACAAUCUCGUGAGAAAGAAAAACGUCGGUGGGAACUGACGUAAAGAAACGAAGGAAACGUCCACGAAGGUUCCUUAUAUCCAUUCCCCGUUGUGUCGGAGGGAUCUAUCAUUACUGCGAGAAACAAUCUAAAUGUGUUCCAUAGCAAUGCCGGCCGAACUGAUUCUGGGGCACAGCCCUCCGGUGUACAGUUCUUUACUGUACAGUCCCCUAGUAGUCACGGCGCCCACGAUUACUAGCAGAAAGGUGCCCCCCAGAAUCAGACCAUGCCUCUCUUCAGGAUCUUUGCCCCUGGACAGUUUGCGAAACGAUGGCAAUGGCAAACAGAAGAAACGGGUGGUGUUCGCCGACGAUCGCGGUCGUCCCCUCACACAGAUUCGCGUAAUGUCAGAACCAAGCCACGUGCCUCCACUGUGGAGUACGGCCUACGUGGCUGGCCUGACCGGAGGUCUGCUCGGUUCGUCCAAGGAUCAGAAUCAGGAUGCGACGCAGAACUCCACGCCGCUGUGGCAAGUGACCUUCCCGCAACCGGCAAGUGAUUAUCUUGCCUUUCGACAUAAGCUCGAUCAGGAUAACGUUAGCCUGGAGAACGUGAUUGUGCGCGAAUCCGAGCAAUGCCUGGUAGGUACGGUAAAGGUCCGGAAUCUGGCCUACGACAAAGAGGUCAUUGUGAGAGCAAGCAACGACUCCUGGUCCACUCACGAGGAUGUGCACUGCACUUAUGUGGAACAACGAGGAUCACCGGCUUCCCUCAUACUCUACGACACUUUCCGAUUCCGGCUCACUCUGCCAGUGGCGUCGGACGUUAUCGAAUUCUGCGUACGAUACCACACCGACGGCAAAGAAUUCUGGGAUAAUAACGAGAGCAAAAAUUAUGUGAUUCGUAAGAAGCAAGAGCCCCGGGUACCAGCCAAAUGGUGCGACAACGUCCAGACAACGACAUGCGAUGGGAUUUCCGGUAACAGCGGGAACGGCAGCGCGGUGCCGCGCAAUACGGAGAUCACCAGACUCAGCAUGCGCACCUGGAGCGAAUUCGCGUCCUGGCAACACCUGGCCAAUGACGCGCCCUACUGGUGAAUCCACCGGCGAGGAGGCUAUGCUCCUUCGUCUCGAUACGGAUCAAGCUGUACAAACUACUCCAGUCUCUUCACCGCAAUUUCGCCAAGACGAGAGAUCACACAAAUGGGACCAUAAGCCGUAGGCAUCUUAUGGAACGCGAGUCAUCUUAGAAUUGAGGAAACGAUGAGAGGGGAGAAACUGCACGACGAUCAGAAUUGAGAAUGAGGGAAACAAGAGCGCGCGUGCGGGAGAAAAACAAUCGGGGGGUGAUAGCGAACAGCGGAGCGGACGCAACGUCGAACUCCUCGGAUAACGCAAUCUGUACGAUCCCCAUCUUCCAGCAUCCACAUCAUCAUACAACCGGAUCACCAAGGUCAUCCUGCGUCCGUCUCCAGCGCGCCAGUUCAUCGGCACGAACAUCAUCGUCGCACGUUAUCUUCUCGAACGUCCUCUUCUUCCUCCUCUACUUCCUCAUUCCUGAGAUUUUCGAACCGCCCACAGACUCAAGAUAGUCGGUCGCGGUUGAGCUUCUACCAGAUCGAGUUGAUCAAAUCUUGCUGGUCUCGUCAUGUGUGUGUCAGUCAAUAUUAUAGUCUUGUAAGUUAUCUCCACUACUUUCCUUGUAAAUAUCUUCCUCUUUCUCUCUAUCUCUCUUCCACCUCUUCGUUUCUGGCGUCCUUAACACGAUCCUUUCUGCGAAACACAGAUUCUCGACCAGCUGUGUUUAUUAUUUUACGAGUAUAACGGGACACGUCUAUAGUCUCGUGAGGUCUCAAUAAACAUAAAACAGUUGCGAGAUUACUGACAAACGCGAUAUGCCUUGUGGGGUGAAUUAUAUAGACGUUUGUUUCGUAGCGCCAACGUGUGUAGCUCAUCGCCCAGACACAUAAACGCCUAAAAGAUGAUCUACGAGUGUUUUUAUUAGAAGCGUUCUUCAGCUCUCGUCUGGGUUAUUGUCAUAUACUUGAGUGAUGCUACUCCAACAUUUUAUUAAAUGUUAAAAAAUUCUAUUAUUACUAAUUACAAGAAGCUUUUGCGAUUGCGAAAAAGCGUAGCUUGUGUUCGCAGUCGAUGUAAACAUUAUCAGCGGAAAGCGACGAAACGAUAAUCAUCAACGGCAUUUUUUAUUCUACUACUACUAUUUUAUUAUCUAACUGGUGCUAUCUACCGUUUCCCUUGCAAUAUCCCUUUUCUUUUGCGUGUACUAUUUCGCGAAUAGAGGGUAAAUUACAGCUUUGCACGGUGAAGAAAGUUUCAGCAAUCAUUAUCACGCAAUUAGAAUGUUUGAAUCGAGCAGAUGAUUGAAAUACGAUAUACCUUGUAAGAUAUUAAACUACUAACGCGCAAUUAUUUACUCCUUUCGGGGCUUUUAUUUCUCACGGAUUACUUUAAGGGAGAUUUAUAUUUUAUAUCCAUAAAAAUAUUAUAUGAUGAACGUACAGAAUUAUAUAAACAUAGAUACACACACAUCAUAUAGUCGUAUUAUCCGCUCAAUACUCGCUUGAAUCGACGCGUAUUUAAGCAAACAAGGGUCAAGAUUAAUAAAAAAAUCGCAGUAAAUGCGAACACAGGAGCCUGUCGACAAACAGUGCGAUUAUGUUAUAUGCAUACGAAUGGACACUAAACCGCUACAUAAAAGCGAUCAUUAAUUUGUGAUCUACAGAAAUUGUAAUUCUCGAUAAAAAGAAAACGAUAUAUGUAUGAGCCGAAUCAUCAGAUAAAUAUUUUUUUUCUGAUGUAUAUCUGAAGAAUCGGUUCAAUUUUUCUCGAUUUUACAAAUUAGUGCGAUCAGUACGGCUUUAAAGUGUCGGAAUAACAAUAACAGAAUGGAGCAUGAGUACUUGCGAACGCACGAAUCUUUUAGCUUUUCUGGCACUGAAUUAGAACUGCGUACCGGAAGAAACGUCGAGACGAUCGUGAGAGAUGAUCGUGAAAGCUCUAGCUAGUCAUUUGGCCAGGCGCCAUUGUACGUCUUUAACAACAGGCUUUCAUAGCAAUAUCGAAACUGCUUUCUCUGCUGAUAGAGAUUCUUCGAAGUGGAUGACGAGAGUUUCACUCGCGCGUUACAUCUUUUCAGCGAGAUAGUUUUUAACAUCGAUUUUUGUUAUAUUUUUCGAUUUUUGUUGUAUGAGCUUUCAUUACAUUUAUAAUGUUCUUCUUAGGAUUUUUUUAGCUCAUCGAAGUAUCAUGUAAUUUAAAGCGAAUAUGAAUGAAAGUAUGGAUGAUGGAGAUAUAUAAUGUUUUCAUGUAAUCUAAAUUAUUCUCUUGGAUAUUUAAUUGUUUUUUGUUAUAUUAAUUUGGUAGUGCGAUAUUAUUUAAUCAAAUUUAUAAAGUAACGCAAUAUUAUUAUAUAUAUUACGCGUAUGUAUACAAUGAUAUUAAUUUACACUACUGUGAUGAUCAAUUGAGUAUUAAAAGAGAUUAGUUUGGAAAAGAAUAUAUCUCCUUCAUCUGCUUUACAUCUAUACAGAUUUUUAAAUAUUUUUUUUUUCAAUAUCAUUAAGUUCUUUAGGAAAGCAUAUUAUUGUUGUUUUUUUAUAUAUAUAUAAAUGACGUAGGAAUCGAUAUUAUUUUCUCCUGUUCUAGUUUCUUCUCUUGUCUACUCUUUGCUCUUCUCUUUUCUUUCUUUUUUUCUUUUCUACAACGAUCUAGAAUUAAAAGCAGCUUGCGAACAAUUAUAUGUGUAUGAAAUGUGUAUGAAAUGAUUGUUAGGAUUGUUAGUCCAAUUGCUGUCGCAAAGAAAGUAGUUUGUGCAUCCGUAAUGCUGCUCCGGAUCGAGUUCGUGUCCGUUCAUCGAGUACCAUAUCGCUAAUCGAUGUAACGAGCGCUCGCGUGUAUACGUACAGGUACGAGUGUACAUUUUCUUUCGAGAGCCGUAAGACUGAUAACUUAAACUACGUACAUAAUGUAUAUAAUAAGCGUAUUCAAGAAUAAGAAUUUUAAUCGUAUCUCGAUGAAAGUUUUAAAUAUCUUAUCACUCGACAAUUAUCGGGAUUUCUUCUAAUAAGCAAAUCACAUCUCUGUAUAUUUUUUUAUCAUGUAAGUUCUCUCGUUCCCUUUUCGUGUGUUCUUAAUUCCUAUUUGUAAUAUAUCUCGUCCACAUAUACUCGACAUAUAUAUAUAUAUAGCGUCUGUUAAUGUUAUGGCAACUUUUUCGCAUCGUUUUUAUAUGACAAACGUGAUUUGAAUAUUAUCUUUACUUUUAUUGCGUAUAUAUUAAAGAUUAUUGCAUACAAUAUUAUUAUCAUCAUUGUUGGUUGUUAUAUAUCUAAGAUAUGUUUCCUGUAUAAAAUGUAUAAGUUUUGAAAAUGUUUAUUAUACUGUGGUUCGUACAUAUAUACAUGCGUUUGGGUACCGUAUUGUACAUAUCAAUGAAAAUGAUUAUUAUCUUUUUGCAAUAAAAAUUAUAACAAUGUAAAUAA
Formica exsecta is the source of this 4936-nucleotide messenger RNA. RefSeq names its product protein phosphatase 1 regulatory subunit 3C (gene Gbs-70E). Gene Ontology annotation, cellular component: protein phosphatase type 1 complex. Gene Ontology annotation, molecular function: glycogen binding; protein phosphatase 1 binding. Lineage: Eukaryota; Metazoa; Arthropoda; Insecta; Hymenoptera; Formicidae. The record is from RefSeq and is a predicted model, not a curated record. The transcript has 5 exons. The coding region runs from base 588 to 1532 and encodes 314 amino acids. Gene Ontology annotation, biological process: regulation of glycogen biosynthetic process.